This is a messenger RNA of Diaporthe amygdali, 1623 nucleotides long. RefSeq lists its product as uncharacterized. Gene Ontology annotation, molecular function: metal ion binding. The transcript has 2 exons. The coding region runs from base 1 to 1623 and encodes 540 amino acids. NCBI's taxonomy places the organism in Eukaryota, Fungi, Ascomycota, Sordariomycetes, Diaporthales, Diaporthaceae. The record is from RefSeq and is a predicted model, not a curated record.
AUGCUGGAUGACAAGGAAAUUGACGACGCAGCCAAUCGGCUGGCCGAUUAUCGAAGGAACGACGCCUUAAACGACAUCCUGGCCCACUAUGAGACCCUUCUGAGCGACUACAAACGCCUCAAGAGCGACUAUGAGGAGGAGCGAGAGGCUCGAGAACGCUGGAAGCGGCAGGCUCGUGGCCAGGAACGCAACCCUUUCGUCCUGGUCCUUGUCGACGCCGACGGUUAUGUUUUCAAUGAUGAAUUGAUUGCGGCCGGCCAAGACGGCGGCACUCAAGCUGCUCAGCUGCUCAAUCAGACCAUCAAGGCUAGCCAGGCAAAGAAGGGACUGGAAAACUGCGAGACCAUGAUUCGCGUCUAUGCCAACGUCGCCGGCUUGUCCAAGGCCCUCGCCAAGUGUGGUCUCUUGGGUGCCGAAAAACGCUCGCUUGCCCCCUUUAUUGCAAAUUUCAACAGAUCCUACGGCCUGACUGACUUCGUCGACGCCGGAGAAUUCAAAGAAAAUGCCGAUUUCAAGCUUCGUGAGAUGCUCAGGCUCUAUGCCGAAAACGCGCAGUGCAAACACAUUUAUUUUGCCGCCUGCCACGAUGCCGGAUACCUCUCGCAGCUUACCGCCUAUCGAGGUCAAAGAGACCGCUUUACCCUUAUCAGAACCUCUGGCCUUCAUUUCCACGACGAGUUCACAAAGCUUGGUAUGGACAUCGAAGAGCUGCCCGGUGUCUUCCGGCCUACGGGUUCCGCCUUAGAUGCCUUGUACUCCAAGCCACUCCAGUCGGUAGGAAAACCUAACACGUCUUCGUCUCCAGCAAGGAGUCAACCCACAGAGUCGAGAGAGAUAUGUGCCUUCUACUCAGUCGGCAGAUGCAAGUAUGGCGAGAAUUGCAAGAACCUCCAUGUUGGCCCCACAUCCUCGACUCUUCCUCUACGGCCCUCCAAGCUGAGUCGAUCUUCUUGGCGGAAUGGAAAUGAAGCGUGUGAUACCUUCGACUAUCCCUUGCCUUCUACGACACACGUCGCUUCCAACCGAAGCUACCUAAAGCAAUCCGACGUCUUUGCCCAGCUGCCGAAGAGGGAUGAGAUACCAGACGGUCAUGUUGCCGUCAAUAGAUCCCAGCAGCGACUAGACGCUUACAUUCCCGCCCCAACGCCUGAAUCAGAGGCCCGCCUUAAGCUAAGGUCCUCCGUACGACGGCUCUGCAACACCAAACAUCUAACUGGGUCUUGCACUAAUCCGCACUGCGAGUACGACCACAACCCGCUCGACGAGGACCUCGUCCCUACCCUCGAGUGGCUUGCCAGGUCCCUACCCUGUCCCCGCCGUGAUAAGUGUCGCAACGCGGCUUGCACCGCGGGCCAUCUCUGCCAAAAGCUGGACUGUAAGAACCGCGGCGGCAAGGCCUUUUGCAGGAUUCCCUGGAGCAUGCACUUUGAUGACCUUGUUGUCGAUCGAUAUGUGCCCGCGAUUUCGCACCGGCAAACGUUCUCAUCGUUUGAGCAGUCUAUCACGCCUCCGCCAUUCAAUAUCGCAAACGGAGACGGAGACGGAGACGAAGCCGAGUACGCAGAUGAAGAUGAGGAAGAAGAAAUCCCUAGCCCUGACGGCGGCAUAUCUGUAGGUACAUAG